This is a messenger RNA of Zingiber officinale, 1335 nucleotides long. RefSeq names its product uric acid degradation bifunctional protein TTL-like. NCBI's taxonomy places the organism in Eukaryota, Viridiplantae, Streptophyta, Magnoliopsida, Zingiberales, Zingiberaceae. Gene Ontology annotation, molecular function: hydroxyisourate hydrolase activity; carboxy-lyase activity. The record is from RefSeq and is a predicted model, not a curated record. The transcript is spliced from 6 exons. Gene Ontology annotation, biological process: purine nucleobase metabolic process. Bases 88 to 1008 code for a protein of 306 amino acids.
AGGUCGUAGAGAGUGAGCGGGAGGGAGAGGCGAGGAGAGAGUUGGGGAGAGGGAUCGACGGAGCCGAGUAGGAGGAACGCCGGAAAGAUGGCGUCUUUUUCGUGGACGGAGGAGGAUGUGCUACGGUGCUGCGGCAGCAAGCGUUUCGCCAAGGAGCUCGCCUCCGCCUCGCCCUUUUCCGACCUCCACCACGCGAUCCAGUCCGCCCGCGGGAUCUGGUUCAACAAGAUCGACGUCGCCGGAUGGCUCGAGGCCUUCGCGGCUCACCCGCCGAUCGGAUCCAUCUCUCCCUCCGUUUCGCAGUGGUCCAAGGAAGAACAAUCUGCUGCAAUGGCUACUGCCACUGAUACCACGUUGCAGGAAUUGGUGGACUGGAAUAUCCGUUACCAGGAGAAGUUUGGGUUUGUGUUCCUCAUCUGCGCCUCUGGAAGGGGCACACCGGAGAUCCUUGCUGAAUUGAAGAAACGCUACGUGAAUAGGCCCAUUGUUGAACUUGAAAUAGCAGCACAAGAGGAGAUGAAAAUAAUCGAACUGCGUCUUGCUAGGCUUGUAAAAUCUGAUGUUGGAUCAAACAGUUCAGCCCCCUCUUCUCUUCCUGUGAAUUCUUCCAUCACAGCAGGCGGCAGCUCUCGCACCCGUCCACCCAUCACAACCCACGUCUUGGACAUUGCGCGUGGCUCUCCAGCCUCAGGCAUGGAUGUUCACUUGGAGAUGUGGAAGGGAACUUCACAGCAGCCAUUGUUCUCAAACCGAGAAUCCACUGGCUGGGUAUUGGUAGGCUCAUCAACAACAAACACCGAUGGCCGUAGUGGUCAACUGAUGGGCAUUGUCGAUCAUAUUACUCCUGGCUUUUACCGGAUAAGUUUCGACACCGGCAAAUAUGCACCGUCAGGAUUCUUUCCUUAUGUUAGCAUUGUGUUUCAGGUGCGGGAGAAUCAGACAGGCGAUCACUUUCAUGUUCCAUUGUUGCAUGCUCCCUUUUCCUUCAGUACCUACAGGGGCAGCUAAACAAGCUCGGUAGAACAGUGUCUUAGAACAAGGUCAAGGUGGUUUAAUGAGCAAUCUCUGGUUCAUCAUUGGUUUAGGGUUUUAUUCAUCUUUAAGCACAUUUUAAGUGUGAUGUUCUUGUAAGUGUUAUUGUGCAAUAAGCCUAUCAAUAAUUUCCUCCUGCAAGGAAUCACUGGUUAGUAAAAAUCUAUUGACACACAUUUUAGUUUGAUGGAGGGAGAUAAAAAGGUCUCUAAUUGAUAACAGUUUGAAAGAUUUAAAUGUUAUCAGAAAUGUAGUCUCUUUCAGUUGAUCAAUUUGAUGAUUUCAGACUAAGUGUAUCAUUUA